UCGCGUAAGACUGGGGCGACUUGACGAGAAUCCAAGAUGGCGAACCGAACAGUUGCGGACGCCAAAAACAUUAAGGGAACAAAUCCGCAAUAUCUCGUCGAGAAAAUCAUCAGAACAAGAAUAUAUGAGAGCAAAUACUGGAAGGAACAAUGUUUUGCCCUUACAGCUGAAUUGCUUGUUGACAAAGCUAUGGAGCUCGAUCACAUAGGUGGAACAUUUGGAGGCAACAUCAAGCCAACUCCUUUCCUUUGUUUGCUGCUAAAAAUGCUACAGAUUCAGCCAGAAAAAGAGAUUAUAGUGGAGUUCAUCAAAAAUGAUGAUUACAAGUAUGUGCGUGCUCUUGGGGCAAUGUACAUGAGACUGGUGGGGACAGCCCUUGAUUGCUACAACUACUUGGAGCCUUUAUUUAAUGACUACAGAAAACUGAAGAGGAUGAGCCAAACAGGAGUCUAUGAAGUGGUCCACAUGGAUGAAUUCAUAGAUGAUUUGCUGAGGGAGGACAGAGUUAAUGACAUAAUUUUACCCAGAAUACAGGCAAGACAUAUUCUGGAAGCAACAAAUACCCUCGAACCAAGGAGAAGUCUGUUAGAAGAUGAUUUGGAGGACAUGGAGUCAGAGGAGGAAGAGGAGGAAGAAGAACACAAGGAAUCUCCUGUCCACCACCGUAGCCUCUCACCAGAGCCGAGACGUGGGUACCGCGACCAACGCCGGAGAAGCCACUCCCCUGCUCACCACAGACGAAGUCGAUCACGAUCGCGUAGCCGCUCUCCCAGAAGAAGACGAAGAAGCCGUAGUCCCCGAAGACGCCGCCGCUCUCGCUCGUCUUCGCCACAUCAUCGCAGCCACCGAAGUCGUAGUCGGUCACGUUCGCCGCGCCGUCGGCACUCUCGAUCACGUUCGCCUACUCAUCGGCGGCACCGAUCGCGAUCUCAUUCGCCCGAAAAGAAAAAGCACAAGAAGAAGGAGAAGAAAGAGAAAGACGAGAAGAGGAAAAGCCGAGCCGAGGACGAGGGCUUGACUAAAGAACAGCUCGAAAUUAAAGAAGCGAACGAACUUAGAGCCUCUUUGGGGCUCAAGCCGUUAAAAUAGCAUGACUAUUGAUAGACAUUUCGUAUUGUUACUGUGUAUUUUUGUUCCAUGAGGAUGACUGUGACAAACCAGCGUCCUCCCCAGAUCCAUCCCAAGUCUACAGUAUAUCCGAAUUUAGAUCGUCUUUCGCCAUUUUGUACACGGCUAUAUAAAACAACCAAAGAACGCAAAUUAGGCUGAGUCACUAGUAACUUGUUGUGCCUGUGGAAAUGCGAAGAAAGCUAUGAAGGAGAACUUUUUUUAUGCUAAUUCUAACACAAGUUCGUUUCCUACAUACUCCCUUGCCAGUGACGGGGUUGUACAGUCGGCCAUUUGGUUAGGAAGAGUAGCGGAAUUCCGAAAUAAAAGUUCAGUUCCCUUCCAUCGCCACACUAUCAUAGCAAGAGCCCCUGACAUUACCUUGUAUGUUUUGUACUAUUGUCUUUGUUUUGCCAUGUAGGAAAAGAAAAAAAAAAGAAAAUAUACAUUUUUGAACCUUGACUGCAUAAGUACUGCAAAUUGUUGAAAAAAAAAAUGAUCAGGAUAA
Nematostella vectensis (starlet sea anemone) is the source of this 1615-nucleotide messenger RNA. RefSeq names its product pre-mRNA-splicing factor 38A. NCBI's taxonomy places the organism in Eukaryota, Metazoa, Cnidaria, Anthozoa, Actiniaria, Edwardsiidae. Bases 37 to 1089 code for a protein of 350 amino acids. The transcript is spliced from 9 exons. Gene Ontology annotation, cellular component: precatalytic spliceosome. The record is from RefSeq and is a predicted model, not a curated record.